GUAAUAUUAGUGUGAAAAUGUACAUAGUUCUCCAUACUUCUAACAACUACGAACUCCAUCAAGACUCGCAAAUUUGAAAACUUUGCCAACAUGAACAACACCAACGGGACCUGUUUACCAGCGACGGGCCACAUCUCCAUCUCCGUGCUCAUGUGCUUGGUCUUCUUCGUGGGUUUCUUGUUAAAUAUGUUCAGCCUUUGGGUUUUCUUCUUCCGUAUGUCGUCGUGGAGCUCUGGGACAGUCCUUCAGUUCAAUCUGGCUCUAAGUGACGCUCUGGCCACUCCCGUCACUCCACUCAUGGCCGUGUACUUCGCCAUGGGUAACGAAUGGAUUUUUGGUCAGUUCCUGUGCCAAGCCAAAAUCGCCUUGUUGAGUUCACACUUUUACGGCAGCACUAUCUUCCUCACUCUGAUCAGCGUUCACAGAUACACGGCGGUGGUGAAUUUCAACAAAAGCUCUAGAAUGAAAAACAAAGACUUCAUCAAAAAAAUAUGUGCUGGGGUGUGGCUACUACUUUUUCUGCAAUCUUUAGUUUACUCCUUGAUUCUCCCGACAACGAAAGAAGGAAAGCGUCGCCAAUGUUUCAAUUUCAGCCAGAAGAAACUUUCCAACAUCUACUACGCUAUUAACUUUGUCUUGUUUACAGUUGGAUUUCUGCUUCCUCUUAGCAUCUCUGCUGGCUGCUACUUCGGCCUCGCCAACACUCUAACACGCCUCAACACCAGCACCCAAAAAGGUCUCAAAGUGAAACUGAAAUCGCAGAGAAUGAUACGAAUGUGUUUGCUCAUUUUUGGUAUUUGCUUUUUGCCCAUGAAUGUGAUCCGGACAACAGGGGUUAUACUGAUAAAGCACUAUCCUCAAAGAUGUUCCAUGCUCCAAGCCGUCCAGAUGGCCUACUAUGCUUCCUGGAUUUUCGCGGGGGUCAACGGAUGCCUGGACCCUUUGCUGUACUGUUUUGGAUCGCACAGUUUUAGAAAUGCUUUCAGGUUUUUAAAGAUGAACCAAGCAGAGUCGCAAGGAAGAAAUGAUUCGGAAACUACUGCAAAUCAGCUGGAAUGAAAGCCAGAUAAAAGCUGAUGCUUUGUGGUGACAUAGUGCUGGGGGGUGUUGCAUGCAUACAUGCAUCUCUAAUGGUGGAAUGUUUAGGAGUUACCAUGGUGGCACAAUGCACAGAUUAGCAAAUGUUUAAGAUUAUGUCUGAAUACUCAAGAAAAAAUGCAAAAUGGAUUUAAACAGCACUUUUUCAGGAGCCUGUGAUCAAUACGAACAUUCAUGGUCCUAUUUAGGUGUUUAAUUUUCAACAAAAAGGUGAGAAUUGGACAUAAAACGGAUUGAGAAACCAAUCCGUAAAGAUGGUCACAUGACUGGGAGGACAUUGGACAAACUGCUCUCCAUCAUGGAUACUCCUGCUGACCCACUCCAUCAGAGUCUAGCGGGACAAAUAAUACUCCCUACAACUGUACAACAACUCAUCCACUGCACCAGAUUAUAGAGGGCCAAAGGAGCUCAUUCUCCAGCAGGCUCCUACAACUCUGCUCAGUGAGAGAUUCAGAACUACAUCCAUAUCAUAUGCCAUACAACUAUACAACAGCUCACCCUUAUGUCAUAGCUAAAACUAUAUGUCCUGUGAAUAUUUGAGUUUAUUUUGACUUGCACAUAUACAUUUCUAUAGUUAUUUGACACCAGUCUCUUGCUAUUUUUGGUACUUAUUUAGAAUGUAUUAUUACCAUUUAUAUAUGUUUUCUCUUUGUUAUUACAAUCACCCAAGUAAUACCCAAGUAACCCAAAAAACAUGCACCAUAGAUCUCCAGAAACCAGCACCAUAGAAUAGCCGAUAGUGAAUGGAGGUCAGUUAAAUACAACAUCAAUUAAAUCUGUACUAAAUACGUACUAUAUUGUGAUGUGUGAGCUACUGUGUCCAAGCAUCAAACCCCCAGGGAAUGUUGAUGACAUUAGCUGCAACAUAUCAAUAAAUGAGUCUAUAAUGCUAUACUACGGAUAUUAGUUAUCAGCUGCUUAGUUUCUGCGAGACAUUGACAUUUUUUUCAAAAAGUCUGUAGGAAAAAUUAAUGGAAAUGUUCUAGUAAUAUUGUCAUAUACCCUAUUAUAGCUGUAACCUUGACUAAACAGAAUAUGGUUGAUAUGUUUGAAGUAUUAACAUAGAGAGUGCUUUUCCCCUUGUAAUCUAAGUUAAUGAUAUUAAAACAUGUAUAAAAUAAU
Messenger RNA from Boleophthalmus pectinirostris (great blue-spotted mudskipper), 2220 nucleotides. Its product is annotated as P2Y purinoceptor 2-like. Gene Ontology annotation, biological process: G protein-coupled receptor signaling pathway. Lineage: Eukaryota; Metazoa; Chordata; Actinopteri; Gobiiformes; Gobiidae. Gene Ontology annotation, molecular function: G protein-coupled receptor activity. Gene Ontology annotation, cellular component: plasma membrane. The transcript is spliced from 2 exons. The record is from RefSeq and is a predicted model, not a curated record. Bases 91 to 1059 code for a protein of 322 amino acids.